AUGGUGGCGGCUAUAGUAACCGUACUAAUAUGUGCAGUAUUAUUACAGAUAUUUCAGCAUAUAGGUUAUGCUCUCAUUGGCAAAACUACGUUUGAAGUCUACAAGAGGAUAUUCAAAGCUGACGCGUCCAACAAGAUACACACGCUGAAAAAGGAAGUACUGACUCUCAGACAUGAUUUGACAAACACAAGUGCUCAAGACGAAUUCGCAAAAUGGGCGAAGAUACGAAGAGCUCUCGACAAGAAGGUCGCUGACUUUGAAGAACUAUCCAAAUCAGAAUCAUCCUCACGAGCAUCAUUCGAAGCCAAAGUCUCAUGGGGAUUGUGGAUUUUCAUGUGGAUCUUCCAGAUGGCUCUCAUGACUAUUUAUAGUAAUGAACCCAUAUUCUACAUUCCUGAUGGAUGGUUGGGGCCAUUUACGUAUCUGCUGUCUUUGCCGAUGGCUCCUAAAGGAUCUGUAAGUGUCUUUUACUGGUUUUAUGCAGUAAAGAACGUCACUGGGAGAAUACUUCAACGUUUCCCGUAA
Messenger RNA from Synchytrium microbalum, 525 nucleotides. RefSeq lists its product as uncharacterized. The transcript is spliced from 5 exons. The coding region runs from base 1 to 525 and encodes 174 amino acids. Lineage: Eukaryota; Fungi; Chytridiomycota; Chytridiomycetes; Synchytriales; Synchytriaceae. Gene Ontology annotation, biological process: tail-anchored membrane protein insertion into ER membrane. The record is from RefSeq and is a predicted model, not a curated record.